This is a messenger RNA of Spinacia oleracea (spinach), 779 nucleotides long. RefSeq names its product 40S ribosomal protein S26-3. Gene Ontology annotation, molecular function: structural constituent of ribosome; mRNA binding. The record is from RefSeq and is a predicted model, not a curated record. Gene Ontology annotation, cellular component: ribosome; cytosolic small ribosomal subunit. The coding region runs from base 155 to 562 and encodes 135 amino acids. The transcript has 5 exons. Gene Ontology annotation, biological process: translation. Lineage: Eukaryota; Viridiplantae; Streptophyta; Magnoliopsida; Caryophyllales; Amaranthaceae.
UUAACUUAUGUAAUGGGCUAGAAAUACGAGUAAAGCCUUCUCCAUUAUAUGAAGCCGAAAAAACCUCAGCUCUCAUCAGUUAAGAAACCCUAAACUCAGAAAGAGAGCAGCUGCUGCUACAGCCGGAGGAGAGAGAAAAUCGUGAACUUCAACUAUGACUUUCAAGCGAAGGAACGGAGGCCGUAACAAGCAUGGUCGUGGCCAUGUCAAAUUCAUUCGCUGCUCCAACUGCGGCAAAUGCUGCCCUAAGGACAAGGCCAUCAAGAGAUUUAUUGUGAGGAAUAUUGUUGAACAAGCUGCUGUUCGUGAUGUUCAAGAAGCUUGUGUCUAUGAUGGCUACACUCUUCCAAAGCUGUACACAAAGAUGCAGUAUUGUGUUUCAUGUGCUAUCCACUCCCAUGUGGUGAGGGUGCGAUCUACCACCGACAGGAGGAAGCGUGACCCACCCCCUCGUUUCCCUAGACGCAAGGAGGAUGCACCAAGGGGGGCCGGUGCCGGUGCUGGUGCUGGUGCAGGAGCUCCAGGAGCUCGUCCUGCUGGUGCUCCAGGAGCUCGUCCAUAAACGCCAUAGAGAGCAAGUCAUGUUUAUCUUAAGCCUGAUGUUGAGUUUAUCUCACAGAUUUUGAGAACUUCAGUCCUAAGUUUGGAACAUAAGUUUUUUUACCUUAAGUAUACACAUGUGUUCUCUUUGUUUAGCUCUAUUUGGCCCUUAAGGGGGAUGAUUGUUAUUCAUUGUUUUAAUGCCUCAACUUGUUUUUCAAAAUCUGUUACAGUGCUUC